AGCAUCAGCAUGGUGUUGCCCAUCAAUACGACGACGUCUCUCGUCCGCGGCGGAGGCACAACGGCGAUCGAUACGGCAUCCUGUUCGCAGGUUUAGGUGUUGAUCUCCCCUCCGCCCAGUCCUCUACCGCAAUUUGCGGCAGGGGUCAGUCUACAUGGGGGAUUCUGACGCCAGCUCCAGGUCGAAGAGAGCAGCCGCGCGUCUCUGCUCCAUCUGCAACCAAAGGCAGGCUGCCCUUAAACGACCUAAAACUCUGCAGCAGAUUUGUAAGGAAUGCUUCUACAUUGUUUUUGAAGACGAGAUACAUAAAGUUAUUAUGGAUAACAACCUAUUUAGACGUGGUGAGCGUGUUGCAGUUGCAGCUUCUGGAGGAAAAGAUUCAACUGUUCUUGCAUAUGUUAUGUCACAGUUGAAUCGCCGACACAACUAUGGAUUAGAUCUCUUCCUUUUAUCUGUUGAUGAAGGCAUUACAGGUUACAGAGAUGAUUCACUUGAAACAGUUAAAAGAAAUGAAAUUGAGUAUGGAUUGCCCCUGAAGGUGGUUUCUUACAAAGAUCUGUAUGGUUGGACAAUGGAUGAGAUAGUGAAGGCAAUAGGCUUAAAAAACAACUGUACUUUUUGUGGAGUAUUUCGUCGUCAGGCUCUAGAUCGAGGUGCUGCAUUAAUGAAAGCAGAUAAAAUUGUUACUGGCCAUAAUGCAGAUGAUAUUGCUGAGACUGUUCUAUUGAAUAUUUUGCGGGGUGAUAUUGCUAGGUUGAGUAGGUGUACAAUCAUUACUACAGGGGAAGAUGGCCCUAUUCCGAGAUGCAAGCCCUUCAAAUACACUUAUGAGAAAGAAAUUGUUAUGUAUGCAUACUUCAAGAAGCUGGAUUAUUUCUCCACCGAAUGCAUUUACUCACCUAAUGCAUAUCGUGGGUUUGCUCGUGAAUUUAUCAAGGACUUGGAAAGAAUAAGGCCUAGAGCUAUACUUGACAUUAUUAGAUCAGGUGAGAAUUUUCGAAUUGCAACAUCCACCAAGUUGCCAGAGCAAGGAACCUGCGAACGUUGUGGUUAUAUUUCUAGCCAAAAGCUGUGCAAAGCAUGUAUGCUGCUUGAGGGAUUGAAUCGUGGUCUCCCAAAACUUGGUAUCGGAAGAACAAGAGGCAACAAUGAUCUGAAGAAGCAACGGGAGCACGGAAAUUCUGUUCCAAAAAUUACUGAUUCCAACUUACAGAGCAAACAAUGCGGGUCUCUUGACUUCUGAGCAACUAUGGCAGAUUCCUAACUCCUCAUUUUGGAGUAGCAAGUCACUGGUCAUUAUUGAAAAGCAUCUAAACUCAAGAUCUUGUUCACGCUAUGGCACCAGCAUUUCAUCUGUUCCUUAUGGGAGCUGAUCGAUAUUUUCUAUAGAAAAGUGGAAAUGAGUUUGGAUAUUGAGAAGUUAUAGGGAAGAAGUGAUCUAGCAAAUGAAUGAAUAACUGUUGCUUCAGCUGAUACGAGACUAAAUUGGGGUGUCAGAUUGUCACAAUUCCCCGAAUAGAAGUAUUCUAUUAACUUAGCAAAGAUCAAUCAUAGAUUUGUUGGCCAACUUGGUACAAAAUAUAUAUAUAAAUAUAUAUAUAUAGCAAUGGGUUUUAACCAAGUCAUGAAAGAUUUUAUUUAAUAGUUUUCGGUAAUUUAAGAAAGGAUGCAUGUAUAUUUUUAAAUUGACUAACGGUGCACGUUAUUUACGUAUUUAUUAAAUAGUGCAUAUUUUUUCA
Molecule: messenger RNA, 1739 nt
Organism: Zingiber officinale
Lineage: Eukaryota; Viridiplantae; Streptophyta; Magnoliopsida; Zingiberales; Zingiberaceae
Product: cytoplasmic tRNA 2-thiolation protein 1-like
Exons: 11
Coding region: 155-1243 (362 amino acids)
Biological process (GO): tRNA wobble position uridine thiolation
Cellular component (GO): cytosolic tRNA wobble base thiouridylase complex; mitochondrion
Molecular function (GO): tRNA binding
Source: RefSeq, a predicted model, not a curated record